AUGGCGAAGUCAUCUACUCUAUACCUCUUGAUCACUCUUCUUGUCUUCGCCUCCUUGGAUGGAGCAAAGAUGGCGGUGGAAGCUAAAGAAUGUUGGGCUACGUGGGAUUGCGAUGGUCAAGAUCGUUGCCGGGCGGACUGUAAAAAGCGUUAUGGCGGGAUAGGAGUUUGUGACAAAUACACAGCUCCCUUUGUUCCGUUGCAGUGCUUUUGCGAUUAUGAUUGUUGAGAGGAGGGUGAAAAGGAAAACAAAACAUAAGAAAAAAAAUAUAAAUAA
Linum tenue is the source of this 276-nucleotide messenger RNA. The record is from the annotation of a GenBank genome assembly. Lineage: Eukaryota; Viridiplantae; Streptophyta; Magnoliopsida; Malpighiales; Linaceae.